Alosa alosa (allis shad) is the source of this 2297-nucleotide messenger RNA. Its product is annotated as voltage-dependent L-type calcium channel subunit beta-2-like. Gene Ontology annotation, cellular component: voltage-gated calcium channel complex. The record is from RefSeq and is a predicted model, not a curated record. Lineage: Eukaryota; Metazoa; Chordata; Actinopteri; Clupeiformes; Clupeidae. Gene Ontology annotation, biological process: regulation of voltage-gated calcium channel activity; neuromuscular junction development; calcium ion transmembrane transport. Gene Ontology annotation, molecular function: high voltage-gated calcium channel activity; protein binding.
UGAGAGAGAAAGAGAGGAGAGAAGGGGCAGGGGAGCACGGACGACAGGCAGAAAGAGUGAAUGAGAGAGGGAGGAAGAGUGAGAGAGAAAGAGAGGAGAGAAGGGGCAGGGGAGCACGGACGACAGGCAGAAAGAGUGAAUGAGAGAGGGAGGAAGAGUGAGAGAGAAAGAGAGGAGAGCAGCUUUAAGAAGUUCCACCCGCUGAGUUGAAGUGGGAGACAGAAAGGCACACAAGGAAAGGAGUGGAAGAGGGCAGGCGACGUAUAGCCUGGAGAAAUCACAACGCACUCCCACACAACGGCCCCCCCUCUUCAGAACGCACUCCCACACCACAACGGCCCCCCCUCUUUGGGCCAGGGUGGGGCAGCCAACGAGAGACAUGUACCUCUCGGCCAGUGAGGACUCUGACGGGGGCUCAGCAGACUCAUACACCAGCCGUCCAUCUGACUCGGACGUGUCUGUAGAAGAUGAUAAAGAAGCCGAGAGACAAGCGCAGACGCAGCUAGACAAUGCUAAGACUAAGCCAGUGGCAUUUGCAGUGCGCACCAAUGUCAGCUUCUCUCCUGUUCCGGAGGACGAGGUCCCUGUGCCAGGAAUGGCUGUUGCAUUUGAAGCCAAAGACUUUCUCCAUGUCAAAGAGAAGUUUAACAACAACUGGUGGAUUGGGCGUCUGGUGAAGGAGAGCAGUGAGGUGGGAUUCAUCCCGAGUCCAGUCAAGCUGGAGACCAGCCGCCUCCAGCAGGAACACCGGGCCAAGCACAGCAAGUUCAGCAGGGCGAUGGCAAACUCUUCCUCCAGCUUAGGGGACAUCAUACCAAGCUCCAGAAAAUCCACCCCUCCCUCCUCUGCCCUGGACAUUGACAUCACAGAGUUAGAAUUUGAGGAGAUUGAUGCUCCCCAACGUUCCCCGAAGACCAAUCCAAACUCAGCCCCGCCCCCUUUAGCCAAAGAGAAACGAAUACCCUUCUUUAAGAAGUCAGAGCACAUUCCUCCUUACGAUGUUGUUCCUUCCAUGAGGCCAGUGGUGCUGGUGGGGCCAUCACUCAAAGGUUACGAGGUUACUGAUAUGAUGCAGAAAGCACUUUUUGAUUUUUUAAAACACAGAUUUGAAGGACGGAUCUCAAUCACUCGUGUGACUGCAGAUAUUUCUCUUGCAAAGCGCUCUGUUCUAAACAACCCCACCAAACAUGCCAUCAUAGAGCGCUCAAAUGCACGCUCCAACCUGGCGGAGGUACAGAGCGAGAUUGAGCGCAUCUUUGAGCUGGCCAGGACGCUGCAGUUGGUGGUGCUGGACGCGGAUACGAUCAACCACCCGACUCAGCUCAGCAAAACCUCACUGGCACCCAUCCUAGUUUACGUCAAAAUAUCUUCUCCAAAGGUUCUUCAGAGACUGAUUAAAUCCAGAGGGAAGUCCCAAGCCAAACAUCUCAAUGUGCAGAUGGUCGCCGCUGACAAACUUGCUCAAUGCCCCACGGAGAUGUUUGACAUCAUUCUGGAUGAGAAUCAGCUGGAGGAUGCGUGUGAGCACAUGGCCGACUAUCUUGAAGCUUAUUGGAAGUCCACGCACCCAUCCAAUGAGGCUACCACCAAUCAACUGUCUGAAAUGCAGGACUCCACCAUUGACCUUCCGGUGGUUGGAAGAGAGGGCAACAGCACGGGUCCAGAGGAGCGUAAGGAUCACCAUCAGCACCAUCAUCGUCAUCGGCAACAACAGGAGCAACAAAAGCAGCAUCAGGAAGAGCAGCCACGGAGCUCUCGCAGCACACACACACACCACCACUCAUCUUCUGCACGGACCAAACACCACAACUACCACCACCACCAUCGCAGCAGAGCACGGGGCCAAGGGCGUCUAUCUCGGCAGGACACUCUGGAGAGUCAGGACUCACAAACACACUCCAUCACACACACACACACACGGCCUGGGCCUCCCGAGGAAGGGCAGCAUCAGACGAGUCGCCAUGACCACCAUCACCAUCAUCACCAUGGAAAUGAGGGGGAGCCACAUGAGCACAACUCACGCCCCUCACAGAUCAGGCCACGCCCAUGAGGAGGGUCUUCAGAGAGCCUCGGAGCACUGAACACACUCUUCUGACGUCAUGGGCACUCCAUUAACUCUUUACACACACUUCCUCAGAGUGACCAUCCCUCUCCUAACACACUGACCGGUCAUUGUGAUCUCGCCCGUCUCGCUGUCACAGAUGCCUAGUGACCCUACCCCUCACUUUUCACACUUUACAACCCCAACUCUCAAUUUGGUCAUUCUGAUUACAACCCCAACUCUCAAUUUGUUAAUU